Molecule: messenger RNA, 10174 nt
Organism: Nezara viridula (southern green stink bug)
Lineage: Eukaryota; Metazoa; Arthropoda; Insecta; Hemiptera; Pentatomidae
Source: the annotation of a GenBank genome assembly
GCCCUCGGGGAUUCGUUAUACCCCCUCCACUUCUUACACGCCCAGUCUCAGGCUGUGAGUCGUUGGAUGUGUAGUAUUUUGUGUACUGUGCUCUUUCAAACUGUGUUUUACUCCUAACACGUCAGCUCUCUCGGGCAGAGACCAGGGCUUUUAUAGUGAUCCAGAACUAGACAGAUUACUUCGCAAGAUGUCAGAGAGAACAAGUGCAGAUGAAGCCAAAGACUUGGAUAAGUUCACAAAAUUUCUAGCCCUGAAGUCUGCACAGAUCAUCGUGCAGUCCAGGCUAGGAGAAAAAGUGAGAACCCAGUGCAAACCAUUUUCCUACAGCAACAAGGAUUGGUUUUAUUUGGCCAUAGACGACUUGCCAGAUGUAUUAGAAAAAGCUAAGAGUGCUAUGUGUCAAGCAGCUCCUAGGACAUCCCCCCUUCCGCUCUGUGUUGAGAUCUCCUUGCGCACCGUUGAAGGAGAUACCAUGGUUCUGGAGACCUGGUGUGUCGCUGUAAAUCCUGAAGUGAGGGAUACUUCUGUCAGGGUUGCUUAUACGGUAUACAACAGGAUGGGUAUACUUCUUAAGAGCCUUGUGUCAGUUACGCGUGUCACACCUGCCUAUAAACUGUCUCGGAGACAAUGUCCGGAUUCAUAUGUCAUGUCUUACAGGAUCUAUGUUGGAGAACCUCAAUACCAUCUUCUAGGAGAUGGAUAUAAUCAGGCUCGUGUUGGCCAGCUUGGGACACCAGGUGGUACAAUACACCUAACAUGUUAUUUCAGGACUAAAAUGGCGAUAUCGCCUCAACCAAGCAAGGAUAACUCUAUUAUGCUAAAGAGUGACCACUUCAGACCAGAUUUUAGUCCAAAACACGAUCGUAAUAGUUUUAGUGACGACAAUAUGAGUUCACGAAAUGAAAAAAUUAAAGUUGGAGCAUUUGUGGACCCUGUGCCCAUGAGGGAGAUGACAAUAAGUGAUAGCGAUGAGGAUAUCCCAUUCGCGUGUCUUUUAAAACAGUGCAGUGUCGUCAAAAAAAGGCCGCCCACACCUCCAAGGCCUCCAACACCUCCAAAGCCUCCAACACCUCCAGUGAAGGAGGACUCAGACAACGGAAACGUGUCUCCUCACUCCUCGUCGCAUGAUGAUUUCAUUACGAAAACAACUUUCGCUGGCUCCAAUGCAAAUAUAGAGCUUGGUGUUUUCUAUCGGCAAUGCCAGAGUGCUCCCCAGUUGGAAGGAUUCAGCACGGAACCUACAUUGGCCGAGCAGGUGGGAGAUCUGACGGAGCAGCUGGAGCAGUUUGAAGUGAGCCUGAAGGAAUAUGAUAAUGUAAUCACUGAACUGUGUGCAACUGAUAACAACAACUGAAUCGUGCCCAAAGGCAAGAUUCAGGUACGGCCCCUUACCAUGACGAAAAGGGGCAGAAAAAUAGAGCAUUGCUCCGACUUCAGCCGAUUCUGCGCUGAAUGUUGUUCCUUCUCUACCUUUGUUCCCUUCCGAGCUGUUUACAGUUUGUUUCUCUCUUGGGGAAGGAUUUGAAAGAGGCCCCUGAAGCUUCAAGUUGUUUUGUAAAUGACUUAAUUUACAAUCUUAUAUAUAUACAUAUGUAUUUAUGUUAAUUUAUUUAUUGUUGAAUAUUUGUUAGUUACAAAACAGCAUAGCUGAAGGGAAAAGCGGAAAAUGUUUCUCUAGAGAACAUGUAUUGUUUUUAAAUAUAUUUUUUUAUUUGAUUCAGGGUUAUUUACUCUUUCAAAAUGAAGUUUUAAAAACUAAAUAAAUAAAUUAAAAAACAGAAAACUAGAAGCCUAGUGUGAUCUGUGAUGUGAAAGCAUUGAUAUCUUGAGAAACUGGAUGAAAUUUAAUUUAUAUUAAAAUUAUAUUGGCUAAAAAUAUUUGUUUGAAUAAUAAUUGAUACAUCAUAUUCUUGUUUUGUUUUAAAUUGAAUCAUAUGAAAUUUGUUGUUUGAUGUUUUAAUAUGUUUGUACUCAAGCUUGCUUGUUCAUAAUGUUAUGUUCAUUAUGAGCUAUUGACAAGAUAUCAAUGUUUUAUUUCAUUGUAUCAUUACAAUUUCUUUUUCAGAGUCAUAUAUUUUGCUCAAAUAAUAUUUAUAAAUGUGAAAGUAUUUUCCCAUUAUUUUAGAUGGUCUAUUACCUGACUGAAUUUUUCCUAGUUCUGUCAUAGUGAUAGUGUACUUAAAACCCAGAACCAAUUAUGGACUCACCUCUUUAUCUCGUAUAGUUUUAGAGAUUCAUUAAUACAAUUUUUGUUUAUUAGAAAAAAAUGUUAAUCAUUACACAUAUUGAAUAGUUUAACAUGGAGUUCCUAUUAAUUAUUAAAAUUUUAUAUUAUUUGGAAUUAGUUUUUAAUUUGUUCAAAUUAUACAAAAUAUUUAUUGUUAAGUUCAAACUACAGUUGUUUCCCUAUUUUAUUAUUUUUUUCUUAAGUUAUUCUUACCAAUAAUAGCAUUAAUGAGAAACAAAGAAACUAAAUAUGUCAAAAAAUUCAGCAUUUGAAUAUAACCUUUAAUAAUUCUGUUUAGGAUUGUAACAGCGUUGGAUAAUGAAUUGUAAAUAAGUUGAUAGUGUGGUUUGCUCAAACGUUUUUGCUUUAAAUUCAAAGGUGCUUGGGUGUUAAUAGCAGGAGGGUUGUGAAAAAAGUGCGAGUUAUUUUGUUAGCAUUAUGCUUAGGGUUAGUUGUAUGUAUUAGGACAUGAGUGGGUGAUUUGUUGGAUACUGCUUUGAUUAUUAAAUUUUAUUGCUUGAUAAAGAAAGAAAUCUUUUACGAUCGUUGAAUCCCUUUAAGUUUUAUUAACCUGAAAGGUUUUGGAUGUUUGUAUUUUAAAUCAGAUUCUAUCGCAAAUACUUGAUUAUCAUUUUAUAACUGGAACAAUUAAUUUGAAAAUAAGAAACUUAAUAUUUCUCUUUCUGUUUGUGUCAAAAUGUUUCAAUUGAAAAAUUUCCUUUUCGUAUGUAUUAAAUAUAAUAUUUACAACUCGUAUUUUAACAUUGCAAAUUUAGUCCACUUCAAAUAGGACUCUUUCCAACUUGAUUGAAAAUAUUUCUGUAUAAGUUUUAAGCUAUGCAAUCCCUUAUUGAAUCAAAUUUUGAUCUUUGAUUGAUUAUUUACCUCCAUUGGCUGAGCCUAUGGUUGUUUUUUAUUAAUUUUUAAAGGUUUUACAUAGUUGUAGCACAUGGGUAGAUUUUUUAAAAAUAAUUUAUAUUCAGUGUUCACAUAUUAAUAGUAUAAACAUUAAUACCAUUCACAAUAAAUUUUAAAAAAUUGAUUAUUUCAACUUAGAUUUUUAUUAUUCUAACUCCAGAUAUUAUUUCAGCCAUUGAAAUUAAUUUGGUUUAAGUCGUUAUUUGUCUUCAAUUGCAUUCAGAGUAAUUUCUUUGGUGUAUAUAAGAAAUUUUAAAAUUAAACGAAUAUUUCCUGUUAUGGAAUUAUAUAUUUUUUAAAAUAACACAAAUUAUUUGUGAUUUUCAAUUUUCUGUGACCACCCCCCUUCUCUGUUAUUAUCCAUCCUAAUGGAUGUUUCACUUCAUUCAUGUUUUAUUUUGAUUAUAUGCGAAAUGAGUUUUUAGUACUAUUUAUUUGGUUUGAUCUAUAAUAACCCUUUUGGACUUUUCUUUUAAUUAAUAAGUUAACAUUCUACUGUACUCACUACAUAAUUAUUAUAGGUGCUGCUUAUGGUUGAAAAUUCUAUCAAAUGUUCUCUUUAUUAAGAGUUUAGUUAGAUUCAGAAAGUCUUAUUAAUGAAUCAGUUAGUAUAAAUAAAAACAAUUUCCGGUUCACCUCAGAAUUAUAAAAAUCAAUUGGUAUUGCGAUAGAUUUUUUUUUUAUUUCUGGAAGUGAUAAGUACUUUCUAUAUUAAAUUUAUUAUAAUUAAUAAAAUUGAAAAUUUUGUCUUUGAUAGUUGUUAAAUUAUUUAAUGAUAAUUAUCUCUUAUAAAGAGAGUUAUGAUAAUGUUGGAUUAUCAGGGCUGUAUCCAGAAAUGUGAUGAACAAGUUUUCUUCGGCAUAUCAGUGUUAUUUGUGUUUAGGUUCUUACAAAAUUCUUUUUAAAGAAAUAAUAAAAGAAUGUUUAUGCUAUUAUAUUUUUAUACCUUUUGUUAAGUAAUUAUUUAUUAUUAUUUAUAUAAUUAAAAUAUUUCAUCAGGUCUUGUCUUCUAGUACUAUUUAUCUUUUUCUAUUUUAUAUGUGUAUUUUUGUGCAUAGUAUUUUUUGUUUAUAUAUAUUAGUAGCUUCUUGCAUGCCUCAUUUGCUCUGUUUCUAUCAUAUUAACUACUUUGAUAUGUGUUAAAUCAAAUUUUUUGUAAUUAUAAAUAUAUAAAAAAAUUAAAUUAUUGGAAUGUAAUACAAUUUUAGGUUGAAAUAUUUGAAGAUAUGAUUUAUAAUUAAAGGCAACCAUAAUUAAUAAUAUUAUAAAGAUGUUUAUUUAUAAGACUGAUUAAAUUACUGUUUUACAGAGUAUUUCUUUUUUUUUUUUUUUUCAUUCGAUAUUAAUACAAUGUUUCCUCCAUUUGAUUAUAAAUUUUUGUUAGUUUAUUAAAUUAUAAUAUUUAAAGAGGCAUAAAUAAGUGGUCAUUCAUUAAUGUUUUUUAAAUAAUGUAAAUCUUCUAAUAAUUGAAUAUUUUUCACAUUAUAUUACAAUAAACUGCUGUCAUUUAAAACAAAACAAGAACAUAAGUAAAAUCCGAAAUUAAAAAUAAAAACAGUACAUAUUUUUAUUGAAAUUUGUAUCACCCUAGAAUUAAACACUUUGUACUGGCUUAAUAAGCAAAUGCCUAAUAGGUAAUUUCAUCACAGAAAAGCCCAUAAUUCUUAAAAUAUUCUGGUAAAGCUGAGCAUUUACUAGGAAUGCGUGGAAACUUCUUUAUGCCUCAGUUUUUAUGUAGAGUUGAUUCAUAACUAUUUAAGUGGACAUCUCCACUUUGACCAAAACUAAGAUUUCAAUUGUGUCUGAUAGUUUUCUAAGUGUUUUCCUCCAUAGAAUAAUGGAUGGAAAGAUUGCUCUAUCAAGCAAACAUCUCCAAAUGGCGGGAAACUCAAUUUUUAAGAUCACUUCGCAAACAAAAGUGGCAAUGGAGGUGUCUACUUCUGAUAAGAACUCAUUUAAUUUUAAAAGCUAAUUAUAUUGUAAAUUUAAAACCAGUGCCAUCUAAUGAAAACAUUAAAUUUUCUAUUGGUUAAUGUUAAUUGCACUUAAAAUAAUUUAAAUGUGUUUUUAAAAAUUACUGAACAACCAUUGUGUAUUAAUCAAUUUUUAUUUUAUUACUUUCGUUCUUGACUUCAAUUAUGAAGAAUCAUAUCAAGAUUUUAAUUUUAAACAUUUAUUAUUGCCAUUGAUAAUUUCUUAAACUAUUCAUAUAGUUAAAUAAAUUUCAGAUUUAUUUUUAUAUAACUAGGUAUUGAAACCUAUGCUUUAGAGCAAGGGUCUCCUAACUCAAAUCAAAAUUUAUUAUGUCAGUAAAUCAAACAAAAUAAUUAUCAGAUGUUUUUAUUUAAAUCUCCUGACAAAAAAAUACAAGAACAGUUGUACAACAUGUAGCAACGUUUUAACUGUUAUUAUUUAUUUGUGUUGGUAUGAUGAACUUGCCAGUAGAUCUUGGAGCUUGGUCCUUAAAAGUGUGGCCCUAAGACUUGAAUGUUUGGAGAUCCUUGUUUCAAAAGGAAUAAUGUAAUCUAUGGUAUUACAGAUCAACUUAUAGUUUAAAUUUUAGUAAAAGAUCUAAAUCAGGCAUACCGACAUUGACUAUUAUGAAACAUUUAUUAGCUAUUGGUUGAAGAAGUUACAACUAUUCAAGAUCAAACUUGGACUGUCUUUCAUAGUAAAAUUCUAGAAUGGAUCUUUAUUAUUAAUUUACUCUUAAUAACAUUUGAAAGAAGUUGUAUACAACUAUUCAUAAUUUAGUAUACAACUUCUGUAUAAUUUUUAGUGUUUUUUUAUUAAACAUAAUUAAAAAAAAUAAAAACUGUUCGAUUUAAAAGCAAAAAAUUUUAUUGCUAGUGACAUAUUGUAUUGGCAUUUUAAUUGUAUGAUUUCGGUGGGUGGUCCAUGUACUCGGCAUGCCUGAUGUAAUUGUUAUAGACCUAAAAGAUGAGUUCUAAUUAGUAGGAAGUUGUUAAGUUUUGUAGAGUAAUUUCACUUUGAUUACUUUAUUUCAACAUUAUACUUGUUUUUGGCCAAUUAAGAAUAGUUGAUAGGAAUGUUUUUUUAUUACUUAAAAGUUUGUUAUAUUUAUAUAUUCGACCUAUUUGUAUUGUUUCUUUUUCUGUUUUGUUUUAUGUAUCCUCAAAUGAAGUGGAUUUUUUUAGUUGACAUCAAAUUUUUUCACAGUGGUCUUUGAACAUUUCCUUUUCAGUGAUCCAUUAAAAUAUUUAUUUCAAUAUGCUUUUGCUAUUCAUGUCAAACAGUCCCUGAUUAAAGUCAGCAUUAACUUCAUGAAGAUAAAAUAUAUUUAAUGGUUUUUUAAACUUUUAUUCAACUAUACCCUUGCAAGUUUAUAAUCUGUCUCAAAUGUGACAUCUUUUCUGAACAAAUAAUAUUAACACAAAGCAGUGAUUUGCGAAUCCAUGGAUCUGUUUGAAUACCACUGGUUUAGAAUAAUGAAGUAUGUUCUUUAUUCAGCAGAUGUUGUUUGUUGUGUAUUAACAUAAUCGACGAAGCGAGAGUUUCAGUUUUUUUUUCUUGAACUUCGUGUUGAGGAUGAAGAAAUAUUUUUAUGGGAUAAUUCAAUAAAGCCACAGAUGAAAACCUAGUUUUCUCUCUGGCCGAUGCUUGCUGUGAUAACUUUUUCCCUAAAUAUUUACAUUAUUAUGUUAUGGUAUAAUAUUUAAGGAAUUAUUGUUACCUCUUGUGCUCGUGAAAAAAAAUAAAAUAAUAAAUACAUUUUUAGACUUAAUUAUACUUAUUGUUUAUUGAAUUAUCCCUGGUAUUUUAUAAAAUAGUAAAAGUUGUUUAAUAACAGAUUUUGCCAUUUGAAUGGUGUUUGGCUGUCUUAAAGACUGAUGAAUGCUAAGAUUUGAUUGAAUCAUUUGCCCAAAUCUUUCAUAUUGAUUCCUUGUAACUGAAUGCUUAUAUGGUAUUAUAUUCUGCUAAAUACAGAUAAAAAAAAGUUAUUUUGGUUUAUUUUUUUUAAGACCUAUUCCUUUUUUUCUCAUCUUUUGAAUCAAAUUUCUAUCAUGUCAAAAAUAACACUUUUUAGCACAAUAUCUGAGUAAUCUGAUAGUUAAAUCAUAAGCUAUUUUCGAUGUUAUUAGGUACAGAACUAAUGAAAAGAUAUGUUUUGAUGAGAUAAGUAUUUAAGAUUAUUUAAUAACAGUUACAUAAAGUCAAAAUUGAAUUUUAUUGCUCUUCAAUCAGAAGCAUUACAUGAAGUUUUGGAAAGUUACAGUUAAUUAACCACUUAGAAUUGUCAAAAAAGAAAAUAGUUUCUAAAUUUUUCUGAGAAAAUUUCAACAGAAAUUUGCAGUAUUAAUACAUAAAAUAGAUUAGUUAAUAAAUAAAACAUAAGUUGGAUCAAAUAAACAUUUCUUUGUUUGUAGAGCCUUAUGGAAAUUAACAAAUGCCAAAUUAGUACAUUUCAACAAAAAAAAUAAUAAAGAAAAAUUUAAUUAUGUAAGCUGACCAACUGUAUAUACUCUUAUAAGCUCUAUGAGUUCAUGGAGAAAAAUAAAAUUAUAAAUUAUAGAAAAAUGUAUUCAAAUAGGAUGGGGGCAUGUAUCUCGAAGUAAUCCACCAGGCAACCUCUACACUUAUGAAUGCCAAAAAUUAAGUAGAUUAAACAUACCAGUAGUAGACAGUUUUCAACUUAUUAAGAUGUAAUAAGUCCAAAUGUUAUACAUCCAAAAUAGAGUGCAAAAACGAUUAGAUUUGAAGCUAGAACACCUCAGGUGAUAUGCCAUAAUAGCCGAUUGGUUGAUUUUUUUAAUGGAGCAAGGAUGGAUGUUUAUUUCAGGGAGGUUUCCUUAUCACUGUUAUUUAGAAUUUUUCGAUUUAUAAGUAUGCAUCUGUAGUUUGCCAUUUCCUUGUUUAAAAAUGUGGAGAAUUUUUUUUUAAAUUAUUUUAAAAACUAUGUCAACCCCAAAACCUGAAUAUCUAUUACUGAUACAAAUCAGAAUUUCUUAAGUUUUUCAUGAGUAAUAAACUAAUUGACUAUAUAGACAAUUUUAAAAGACUAAAUUUGUGUUCCAUUAAACCCAUUUGCAAAGGUCCACCAUCAGAACUUAAGUUGUGAUUCACCGUGUUGUCUAUUACUGUUACAUUUACUUUAGAUAGAAUAAACUAAGAUGGUGCAGAGCUGCAAGCACUAAACUAGAAAGCAGUAGCUCAAGAUAAGGGAAAGAUGGAGAAGACUGUUUCACACAAAAAAAGAUCUGUAAAGCCAACAAAAAAUAUAUGAUUGUACAAUUCCAGAGAGCUGUUGCAUCUGGCUAGAGGGUGAAGUAACAAUAUAUGGCUUAAAAUAUAAAAAUAAAAUAAAUACUCUGCCCAUUAACUAAACGAAACUGGGACCCCGGUUGGAAUAUGUUGAGGAUACAGAAGAAUCACUAAUGCAAACCUGUCUACUGAUGAUAAAAAGGGAAGCAGGUUAAAAUGAUGGAAUUCCACACAGUGAAGUAUUAUCAAAUGGUAAUUUUAUAGGUUCUUGGGAUGAGCUUUCCUGACAAAUAGAGAUUCCUAAUUCCAUCAAAUUUUCUUCAAUAAUUACUGGUUAUUCUGAUGGAAGAGUAUGAUAAUAUUCCUUCUGGAAUUCAUGGGAAAACAUAUUAAGUAGUUAAUGUAAUUGAAUGCUAGUUGAUAAAAUAUCUAUUUUAAUUUAAAAUUUUAUCCGAGUUUUAAUAAAACAGUUUAUCUUUGUUGGGUUUAAUGACCAUGUACUCUUUUCUAGGAUGGGUUAUUAACAGGUUUCCAUGCUGUUUCAGACAAAGUAAAAAUCAAAUCAGUAUUGCAUCUAACUUGGAAGUGUUACCCCAAAAAGCUACUUCACCAUACCUCAAAAUGUUUUAUUUUAAAUUUAAUUAACCGGUUUUGUUUUAAUUAUAUUCCAUUUUUUUUUUUCAUGUCAAAUCUGUUAUUACUUAUAAAUAAAAAAUGGAAUUACCACUUCCUUAAUCCCUCAAUGUACUAAAGGUCACUGGGAUGUUUUGAUUAAAUUAACACUUUUCAGGCCAUGGUGUCCAAAUAGAUACCACUACUUUGAUUUUUUUUUAAUUUGUCUUGCAUUAAAGAGAGUUAUAAAAAAUACAUCUAAUAUAAAAACAGGAGACUAUAUUAGACCAGAUGGAAGUAUUAAAUACUCUAUAGCGUAAGAGAAAUUGUAAAAUUUGAAGAAUAACCUGUUUUAAUAAAACAAACUAUAGAUGAGGUGAUUAAAGACUUUUUUGUUACUUUUAAGAAGGGUCUGAAUAACAAAGUCCCUGGAUCUCUAAGAUUUUUUUCAAAGGUAUAAAUCUGGGCCUUAUGAGGAGAAGUACAGUUUAAAAAAUGGAAAUUAAGGAAUUAUAUUGAACAUAUAUCUCAUCACCAUAUAUCGGGUAAAGUUUUUAGCAACCGAUUUAAUGUACCUUCUCCAUCUUAUAAGAUUAUUAAGCAGCAGACAUUGUGAAAAAAUAAAAUAUAUAAAUCUCAAACCAAUGCUCAAUCAAAUAAAAUAUAUUGUUGCAAUACUUAGAGAAAAAAUUGAAAUAUUAAGAUGUUUUCUAAUUAAUCAGGGUCUGGAAAAUAUGUAAAUACAAAGUAGAUUUUUUUAAAAAUUAUUACAAUGCAAUCUAAUUUAUAACUGAGUUAUAAAACAUGUACUACAUAAUGUGGUAAACACACUCAAUUAAACGAUACGUCUCUAUAAUUUGCUACGAGUUGAUAAUUGUAGAUCAAUAUCAAUCAGUUGAAAUCUUGCUCUUCAAUGAAAGAAUUAGGUUGAAGUAGCAAUAAGAGGUAUUGAGAAUCUGAAAGUAUAAAUAUUUAUUAAUGAUUCAAUUUUGUAUAUAGUGCUAAGGCAUCAAAGUAUCAAACCUGAUAAAAGUACUUACCUGACUUAGAUUUUCCAUAUUCGUUUUUGUCCCCAUUACUGUUUUAAGUGUAGGAAUGUGUAAGAGCAAAGUUAGAAAUAAUUGUAUAUUUUUCUUGAGAUUUUUAGGAAAUAUGUACCACCCACAACUGUAAACUGCAAACCUAAGGUUUUCC